ACACACACACACACAUUAACACACACAUAAGAGGAGAGGGGGGUUAGCCAAGCCUCUUUAUCUCUUUCAUGCUUGCACACCCUCAAACACCCGCAGGCUCUACCUCUCUCCCUCUCUCCCUCCCUCCCCCUCUCUCUCUCUCCACCUCUCUCUCUCUCUCUCUCACACACACACACACACACACACACACACACACAUAGAGUCGGUAGUUGCAGCAGCAGCGAGCAGAGGAAGCCAGGGCGAGCGAGCCUCCGCCACGAUCACAGAGAGCGGCUCAUCGCGUAUAGCCGAGCCGUCAUGAGCCGGUCACCGGGAGUCGGCAGCACCGGGGAGGAGGAGGAGGCUGGGUAGGAGGGAGAGAGGAGGAGAGAAAGAGAGAGAACGGCUUUUGUUGUAAUUAAAUGUCUCUCGCUCUCUGUCUGUAUCAUGCUGUACUUCCAGCUGGUGAUCAUGGCCGGGACCGUCAUGCUGGCCUACUACUUCGAGUACACCGACACCUUCAGCGUGCACGUGCAGGGCUUUUUCUGCUACGACACGGCGUACACCAAGCCCUACCUGGGACCGGAGGACAGCAGCGCCGUCCCGCCCGUCCUGCUGUACGCCCUGGUGGCCGGGCUGCCCACGCUGCUGAUCACAGUAACGGAGACGGUGCUGUUCCUGGUCCAGUACACGUCCAAAGAGUUCGACCGCUCAGAGAAAACGGUGGCCACGGGGGACUGCUGUUACCUCAACCCGCUGGUGCGCAGGACCUUCCGCUUCCUCGGAGUCUACACCUUCGGCCUCUUCACCGUUGACAUCUUUGUCAAUGCGGGCCAGGUAGUGACAGGAAACCUGGCGCCCUACUUCCUGACGGUCUGUAAGCCCAACUACACGGCACUGGGCUGCCAGCAGGCCCUGCGCUACAUCAGCCACCAGGAGGCCUGCACAGGGAACCAGGACGACAUCCUGCGUGCCCGCAAGACCUUCCCAUCCAAGGAGGCCGCCCUCAGUGUCUACGCUGCACUCUACCUGGCUAUGUACGUGACGUGCACGGUGCAGGCGAAAGGCACCCGUCUGGCCAAGCCGGUGCUGUCUCUCGGGCUCAUGUGUCUGGCCUUCCUCACCGGUCUGAACCGCGUGGCUGAAUACCGCAACCACUGGUCGGACGUCAUCGCCGGCUUCAUCAUCGGCACCGCCAUCGCCGCUUUCCUGGUGGUGUGUGUGGUCCAUAACUUCAAAGGCAAGUUACUGCUGAGCGAGGACUCACCAGAGGAGCGGUCCAACACAGCCAUGCUGAACAUGGGCCGGAUGGAGAGUCCUCUGGAGAAGUACAUCGCCUCACAGAAUCACAUCGCCUUCGCUGAGGUCACAUGACGUGGAGUCGGCCGUCUGGCAGACCCAUUGGACGUCCACGCUCUGCACUGUCCAAUCCAAUUAACCGGAGCGCAGCGCUAAACCCGCUCUGUGUGUGUGUCUGGUCUGCUGGUAUGUUGUUCGAUGUUGUCUUUAUCAGGCCCCUGUUGUCAUUUGCAGCUUCUCGUAUUCAAGGAAAAAAAGAGAAGAAGGAAGAGUCAGUGACCCAGACGAGAACAGGUUCCUUCUGCUUUCUCCAUCUAUGCACUUCUUCUGAAUCCUUGUUUGACUUUGGCCUCUCAACUAAAGCGUGUUGUGAUGCAAACCGGAGCAGACUGGUCUAAACAUUGUGGGACACUAGAAGAACAAGUGAAGAACUGGAUGGCACCAUCUCAACUCUGCCAAGGUCAAAUAUGUUGUCAUGGUGUGAUUAUGGAAAAAAGCAAUGUUCCGUUAAGAUGGCUGUAAGUCUUUAACAGAGAAAUACGUUUCUCUAUGUUGCUAAAGUUGAGUUUUUACUGUCCUCACAUCACCUUCAUGACAUUCAGAGGACCGCUGUGAAUAUCAGAAUAUGACAUUGACUGCUGGACCCGUAUUUAUCAAACUGAUUAAUGUGAACUUUUGGACUCACGCAUAAGAAUGAAAGCCAUCUAUUAAAUGCCAUUUGACUAUAAAUACCCUUCAAUUUAUGAGAGCUCCAGACUGAAGCAGUAGCUAUAAUAGUAGUAGAUGAUGAGGUCCACCCAGCGAGAUCUUGGGUUGAAUCGUACUUUAACUGGUGGAAGCAAAGCAAGUGCCCGCAUUGAUCAUCAGAUGCAUUUGACACUUUGUCCCGCGCUCUCACGCCACGCAUUCUAUUUCUAAAUCAGAGAAAAACAAAUGUACUACUGAUAACUUAACUUAUGAUAACAUGCAUGCUCUAUUUUGCAUUUUAUUGUUUAGAAUAAAGAGCCUACAAAUAUAAAACUGGAAAUGAUAUGACAACAGGAUCAAAAACUUAGAUGGAGGAUACUUGAACCCGCAACAAGCUGCUGCCUGUCCUGAUGGAGUUGAACACGGAGCGAGACGGUUUAAGUGAUUCACAACUCUUCGUGGAUCUGUGUGAACUUUAUUCAGUCAAUAAACUCUGUCGGAUAAUUGUUCAAAACCACGUGUUUGAUUUGCACAUAGCACGGUCGGGGCUGUGUGGUUAUUUUACAACAGUCUGAUGCUGGUUGCACAUUAUGUAAGCAGUGCAUCUGCAGUGUGUAAUUGUGACAUCAUCGCUCCAGCUAGAGACUGCAAGGAACGAAUAGAAUAAAGUCAUUGCUGCUCUCACAACAAUUGACUUGAUUACACAUAUGACCAAACUAAUUCAUGUUUCUGUUCGUGCAGCUAUAACCGCGUGUGUCAUCUCAGGAAUCCAUUUCAUCAAACAGAAAUUGGUUGUUUUCAUAUUUGGCCUGUUUCAAUCUUUUAAGUGCACUCAGGCUAAGCAUCAUUUUCGGCUAUGAUGCCUGGAGGUUGGCAAAUAUAUAUUGAUCAGCCAUACUUUAUUCAUCAUUGACGUGGCUUUUCAUCUAUUAAUGCUCUCAAAUUGUGAAUUUGGCUGCUUAACUUUUACAACACCAUUCUCGAGGGUUUAGGGGUUAUGACCUCUGACCCAUGCGGUGGAUGAUGUCACAGAAGGCCGACUGAUAAAAUGACUUCACCGAUACAGAAUCUCCCUCCAAACUGGAUUAAAACUCCACUUGAGAAGCACGGUUUGCAGUCGGUCAUGAGACGGGAAGUUACGUCUUUUCAGCAGUUUUCAGAAUACUUUUGGUCUCGUUAGCGACUGAGCUAGCUCGCUAAUUUGUUGGAGAAUGCUUGUUGUUCAGACUGCAACACGGAGUCAUUCACAUCACUGUUGUUUCAUACUUGUACGAUUUGGACUAUGUUAACAUGUUUUUUGUUUUUUUAACCAGCCAACCAACUAAUUAAGUAGACUAAUGAGGACAGACACAGAUCUAUACAUGCUAGUGUAAAACUGCUGUGGUGAUGCACUUUUGGAGGAGCUUUGUCAAGUGUGAGAAAACAACUCUGAAGAACUUGUUUUGCAAAGUCAGGUUGUAAAGAAAGACUUGGACGGCGAGGAUCUUUUGCAAUGUGUCUCUUGCCAGUCUGGAAGUGCAAUACUUUAUAUCAACAGGCCGAUCCUAAGUCCCGCCCCCGGAUGUUACUGCUGCUAUGUCGGACGAGCUUGACAAAAAGAAACAUGUUGUGUGUAUGAGAUAGUUUCUGGAUAGCUUCAAGAAGCUGACAGCGAGGACUACAGUAUGCAUUAUGUUCAUAAUGUAAUGUGAUUAACAUAGCAGCUUCACACAGACAUAGCAUGACAGGAUGAGAGAUGACCCAUGGUUCCACCAGGUUCCAAGCCUGCUCGAUUGGUAUUGGAGCACUGAGUGGGGCGGGACUUAGUGGGGCGGGACUUAGGAAAGGUCAAAUGCAUACAACUUAAAACAUGAUUCUUGGAACUUUGAUAAAUAUGGGCUCAGGUCAAAGUAGCAAAUUAGGAAAACUGCAAAACUUUGUCUUUGUAUUCAUGUGUCAUUUACGCUCCUGACAUCUCUAUGAGGGUUUAGGGUGUGUGCACAAGAGUGUAUAUGUGUGUGUAUGUGUGUGUGCAGUCAACUCCACACUAUACACUCUUUAUUCUAACAAAAACGUCAAGCCGCAUCAGACAAUCACCGCCUCCCUCUCUUUCCUUUUUAUCUUCUUCUUGUCGUUAAGAACAGGUCGUGGGUGAGUGGAUGCAGGUCUAGCAAUCCAACAGUGCACAUGAGGAAUGGACUUGGUGAAAAGAGCACGCAGUCUCUGCAACCCACUGUCAAACCAAUGCUGUUUGCUUUCUUUGAUUCAUGUGAAAGCUAAAAAAUACAAAGGUCAGCCUGACUCACAGGCCAAAACUGAGAUUUUUUAUGGUAUGCAUUUAUUAGACGUACAUAGUUCUCCUCUCGUCUCACUUCUGAUGGUUACAGUGAUGUAAGAAAAUCUACUGUCUUGUCUCGGAGAAAAGAUUUCUUCAUGGCCCGUGUCUUCGGUAUCAAACGGAGGCGGAGACAUGCUGGGCUGGCCUCACGCUGCAGGGAGGCCGUCGCUGUAGUUCCAUCUCACAGCCAAUCAGGACAUGAAAGUCUUUGAUCAUCGACUUGGCUACAAGUCUUGUUGUUGCACUAUUUGUUCCUCUAAAAUUUGUAGUGUACUUCAUUAAACACGAGCGGAGAAGUUUACAGCAAUCUGGUCCACUUUCUUGGUUACAUUUAAUCAUCAAUUACUAUCCCUCAUACAGAUAUAAUGCUGAUUGUUUUAAUGUAUACAUGUUUUGUAUUAUUGAGUCAUGUUCUUAUUAUAUUAGUUGUCUUUUUGAAGGCCUGAACCUAUUACUGUCUGGAGUGACUUUUACAACUUCACACAAAACACCUGGGCAUGAAACAGUCACAUUUAAUGGAACGUGUUAAUAUUUGAGUAAAUGUUCUUGUUUAUGGUCUUCCUCAGAUUCACGAGACGUUUUAUUUCAGUUUUAUCUCUGUGUGUACAGCACAGGAUGAAGUUAGCCUAGCUUAGCACAAAGGCUUAAAGCAGAGGGAUCAGAAUUAUGAUUUCUCUUUUUUAAAUAUUGUCCGUAGUCACAUCGCCCACAUGUUUUUAGUAUGUUCAGUACAAGAUGUAAGGAUAUGUAAUAGAGCUUUAGAUUGGUUUGAAUUAGUACUUUUCCCUCUUAUGAUGUAGCUGUCUCUGUACUGGACACACAGCGAUGCUAUCAACAUUCAUGUUGUUCUGGGUAACUCAACAAACACAUUGCAAUAAUGUGAAAAAUGAGAAGCUAUGACUAUUCACAUUGGACUCGCUAACAGUUAACAUUUGACAGAUGACCUGCAUUAAUUCAUAUUUUUGGCCAGAAAUCCCAGUUUGUGAAAAUUGUGCUCUACGUUCACAAUGUCACAGUUAACUAUACACAGUUAUAGAUAUAGAUAUAGAUAUAUUGGUGGAGCUUAAAGGAGAGAGAAUGUCUGAAUAUGGUGUUGGUUUUCUUUUCUGCCCCCUAGUGGCCAAAAAUGGACGAGUGCAGCUUUAACUUGUUCAUCAAUUGAUAGAUUUACUGUUCAUUAACUGACUGACUGUUUUAAGCAGUGACUAACACCAAUGCUGGUGACUGUACUGUAUAUUGUAUAUUUGCAUUGUAUCAGAGUCCCGUCCCUCGUUUGUGUCAUUCUUCUUUGUAGCAAUAACAUGUCAGGCUUUCUUUCCCAUCAGGAGGCAGGAUAGGAACGCAUCGAAGCUAUAAUUCUGUUGCCCCUUCAAAUGUCUAUUUUUGUAAGAAUCACUGAAGCACUUAUGAAUAAGGACUCCAGAGAGGAACAUGCAAGAAGCAGCACUUUGAAUCAAGCUGUAACUCAUUGCUAAUGAUAGGGCCACUCAUCUCGCUGCUGCUUGAACACAAACAUUACGCAGAAUAUUCAGGACUCUAAAACAAUGACAUCGGCUCAUAUGUGCACCGCAAGAGCUACUACAGUUAAAAAGAGAACA
Messenger RNA from Anarrhichthys ocellatus (wolf-eel), 5880 nucleotides. RefSeq names its product phospholipid phosphatase related 5b (gene plppr5b). Gene Ontology annotation, biological process: signal transduction; phospholipid dephosphorylation; phospholipid metabolic process. The transcript has 6 exons. Gene Ontology annotation, cellular component: plasma membrane. The record is from RefSeq and is a predicted model, not a curated record. Bases 427 to 1353 code for a protein of 308 amino acids. Gene Ontology annotation, molecular function: phosphatidate phosphatase activity. Lineage: Eukaryota; Metazoa; Chordata; Actinopteri; Perciformes; Anarhichadidae.